Messenger RNA from Daphnia magna, 2400 nucleotides. RefSeq names its product hybrid signal transduction histidine kinase D. Lineage: Eukaryota; Metazoa; Arthropoda; Branchiopoda; Diplostraca; Daphniidae. The record is from RefSeq and is a predicted model, not a curated record. The transcript has 6 exons. Bases 571 to 1872 code for a protein of 433 amino acids.
AGAAGGAGAAACACACACACACACGGGAUGGUAUGUUGUGCAUGAAGGUCCAAUGCCCAGGUGCCGAGACGACCAGUUCUACCUGUUCUGAGCCGCAAGACAGACGUACAUUCAUUUCUCUCCGUACAUCGGUUCUUUUUUCUUGAAAUUUCUUUCUCAAACAGACAACAAAGUUUCGGGUUUCGUAUAUUUGAAUACGCGGAGCAAACACAAACUGUCAGAAAGUAAUUGGCUACCGGCAACGAAUAAUUUCGAGUUGCCGAGUCUCAAAGAGUGGCCGUCGUGUCGUAAUCCAGUGAAAACACAAGUGCGUGCGUCUAUGUGAGAGUGUGAUUGUGCUUCCUUCUUUCCUGUUUCGUGUUUGCAUGUGCUAAAUCAAAAUUCAGAAAUUCAAACAACAACAAAAAAAAAAGGGCGCCAUUACUCAAAAUUUCGAAAAAAGAAGGAAAUCUUCAAGACGUACUUCAAUUCCUUUUUCUUUUUCCCUACUGUUCAAUCUUUCCUCGCUCCUCUCCAAACAAAACAACGCACAAAAAAAUUGAAUUAACAAACGAAACAAAAAAAGAGAUCAUGGGUCGAAUGAAAUCGUUGCAGCCGACCGAAGCCGGAAUCCACAACCUGUUUUCAGUCCGAUACCGCCGGCUGGUCGACGAGAACAAUCACAACAACAUCAACAACAAUAAUAAUCACCAUCAUCACAACAACAACAACAACGCCCAACUGGUCAUGCAAAAUUUGAUCCGCAUGAAGUUGUCGCAGGAUUAUAUCGCCUAUUGUUGCGGCCAGUGCGGUCAUCAUCAACGACUCGACAUCAAGGCGGACGAACUACAUAACAUCGGUGACGCGCUCCGUAUGUCGUGCACCAGCGUCGGCACCAAGACGCCAUCAACAGACGCAGCUGCUGCUGCCACCACAUCUACUACAUUGGUCCUUUCAACAACGACGCCCAGCGACGCAAAGUUAAUCAACUUGCCGGCGCCAACGGUCAAGAACGGUCAUACCACUUGGACGAGGCAAUUUCACGACAAGAACCGGCAACAUAGCAAAGCCAACAACAUCGAAAAAUCAGCUGCAUUGGUCGAAGCUCCGGAAAAUAACCUGGCCGAGAUGAACAAAUGCAAGUGUAGCAAAGAUACGACAAAGACGCUCAUCAAGGGAAGCGCAGGUGGCAACACUGGAGAGGGUAGAGCUCAAGGAAUUGGGGCAGCCCUAGUUAUGCCUUUCCAUUCGCACCACCCCGUCAUGAUGGGUUACAAGCCUCUACUGUCGUCCAUCGACUUCAGCGCGAACGGAACACCGACAUCCGUCAAAGCAUCCACGCACAACACGUCGUGCAACAACAGCGCCGGAACAUCGUCUUGCAGCUCGUCAAGGUCUGUGUCGCCCUCAUCGGCCAACGAAGGUUACCUCCCCACUUUGCCCGUGCGGACGGAUAGCCUGGCCAAUCUGGAAGAGGAAGCCCUGCUCAAAUGUGCUCCUUGGUUCCAGGCCGGAAUUCCAAGGGAAAUAUCUUUGGAGAUAUUGCAACAAGAACCGGUGGGAGCGUUCCUGGUUCGCGAAUCGACUUCAAAACCGGGUUGCUACGCGCUAUCGGUUCGUGUCCCGAAAGAAUGUCAAAAACCUACCAUUGCUCAUUAUCUAAUCACGCAAACCAACAGAGGAUUCAAAAUAAAGGGAUUUACUAAAGAGUUUCCAAGUCUCACGUCCUUGAUUGUGCACCACUCCGUUAUGCAAGAACUCUUGCCCUGCCCUCUCUUGCUGCAUCGCCCAUCAUCCGGACUCCUGGCCGACUACCUGGAACAUGCCAACAACUUUGUCGACAUUGACUCGAGCGUCCUGCUCGAACUGACCCGUAAAAAAGGCAUCGAAUAACUACGUCAAAGCUGAUGAGUUCUUUUUAAUCGUUAAUUUCUUUCCAAUUUUCUGUAAACAUUUGUACACACAUCAUUCUUUGACCCUUCCCCCCUCUCCCAACCAAUUGUUGUUUCCAAUUUUACUCCUAUUAUAUUAUAUAUACUCAAGUCUUGAAGGUAAUUUUUUUUCCAUAUAUAUACCUAGUCGCUUCAGUUUUUUUUCUUAUCUCCCCGGGCAAUUUUUUCUUGAGACUGGUAAACAUCCCACCCCUCCCUUCCUUACUGCAACUUCCAUUUUGGCAACAAGAUUGAUAUUUAAAAAGCCGUUCAACGAUAUUUAAUUGCAUUUGCAAGUACAAAGCGGCGUUUGAAUGACAUUGAAAACAAUCAAACUUUCAAACUUAAAAAUUUGAAGUCGUCAACAAGUGGCCUACAUCGACGAUUUCAGAAAACCAUUUUCUUUUUUUUUUCCUUUAAAAUGGAGGUUUACAUAUGUAUAUGAAUAUAACAAUUCCGGCAAUAAAAAUAAACGAAUGGAUAACCUGUG